AUGCGACCGUAUACUGCAAAGACGGCAAGACAUUGGCGCUGUACCGAACCUGUACCGAUUGAGAUCACUGGCUCCGACCAAUAUUCGUUCGGUGACCAUCCAGUGCGUUUAUGGGUUUCCGGUGCUUCUGGCUGGUUCGAAAUAAAACCAUCGCGCCGGUUUGAGCCAAUAUUCCGCGAGAUCCACGAGGCUGUGACGCUCUACUACGGUAUCUUCGAUGCCUACAACAAUCACUUCGCGGAAAAGUCCAAAAAGAAGGGACGAAAGACUCAGCCAAGCCUGGAUACAGUCUUGUUCAAGUAUGCUCUUAAGGCAGGCAAUGGGAUCUUCCACGAGGAAGCGAAAGCUCUAUGCCACAAAUGGGCCGAUUUUCUCAUCGCCCAUUUCCCCAAGGAGGGCGCGUGUGAUGGUUGGUCCUGGGAGAAUACUGACUUCGCCAAGUGGCUGCGCGAUUCUCAUCCUGAAGUGGAAAGGAAGCUCGCAAAUAUCGUACAGGAGAUUGCUCCUCCCCUUCCUCCCCCUCCCCCCUCUCCGCCGUCUGUUAUUGUCCCCAAAGCAUCUGAAACAAGCCAACCUCCACGGAAGCGCAAGGGCAGACCUUCUAAAACAGCCAACAGGCCUAGUGAUACCCGAGAAGCCAAGAUCCAGGACUCUAUAUCAAGCAGAUCGCAUAGCCCUCAUCCUAAGCCUGCGACUAAAGUCACUCCGGUUCCUCUGCCAGAAAGAUACAGAUCGUUCAUCAAUCAACCUACCGCCCUUCAAACAUCGCAACCUACACCCGCGCGUCCUGUUGCUACAAGCCAGUCAGCGUCUAACCAGGUAUCUGGCCCAUCAACUUCAGAAACUGCAGACGAACUGAAUGAUGUGCCGAUGACGGACUCGGAUGCAGAAUCCCCGGUCGAUCGUUUGCUGAGCGUCUUUCGGGAACUUGCUGUAGAACUCGAUAUCUCCAAGGCGUCACCCUCAACAGUUUACUCGAAGUUGUUUUUUAAGUGCAAGAUGAAGGAGUAUGGGGUCGCAAAGGACAUCGUCCUCUACUACUCCAAAGAGCUCUUUGCUCGUUUGGGUCCUGAGUGGAAAGGGACACGGUUCCUGAAAUGGCUGCAGGAAGAAUCGAACAAGCCAUGGGUACCAAUGACGGGUAUCCGAGAGGAGGAUAUCCCUUCUCAGACCUACCGGCGGGCUACCAAAGCGGCAACUAAGGUACUAGCAAUUCACCAGCCACUGGCUCCGUUGCCUCGACCAAUCAACCUUCACACCAAACCCGACUUCCCAUCACAGCAAAGCGACGAGGAUAUCUCGGAUAGUGGUGUGGCAUUUUUACGUCCACGGCGUGGCCGCAAGUCCGGCAAAGUAGCCACUCUUCGCCCACUCCCUUCGACUUCCAGGAAGCGUCCCGUCUCAGAAUUGCUAGAGGACGUUUCUUCUUCCUCCGAUGACGAUGUUGGGGACGAAGUCGCUGCCAUACUUAAUCUUCCCGAGGAUAUUGCCGCUUCUGGAUCUCGUCUACCGCUGCCUGAUGGAGUCGUCCGCGUCGUGGUUCAUGCGGAACCGCUGAUGGAUACAACACCACGUGGACCCAACGGCACAUGGACAUGCGAGCACGAAGGUUGUGGGUAUGUCGUGCGGGCGGCAGAGGAGCAGGAGGGGCAGGAUCUGAUCCGUGAGCAUUUCCGUGAUCAUGAGGCUGCGGCGGAACGGGCACAGCUUGUUGUGCAGGAGAGCCGCAGCCAUGGGAACAUACCUAUCAAGUACGUCUAUGCGUGUUUCCCUCCGGUGUUGUUACUCGUUGCUUCACCGGUCUCGAGUCCUGGUUCUGGCUCCCAAGUGGAAGCCAGGGGGUGA
Molecule: messenger RNA, 1845 nt
Organism: Thermochaetoides thermophila DSM 1495
Lineage: Eukaryota; Fungi; Ascomycota; Sordariomycetes; Sordariales; Chaetomiaceae
Exons: 3
Coding region: 1-1845 (614 amino acids)
Source: RefSeq, a predicted model, not a curated record